Didymodactylos carnosus is the source of this 3033-nucleotide messenger RNA. Lineage: Eukaryota; Metazoa; Rotifera; Eurotatoria; Philodinida; Philodinidae. The record is from the annotation of a GenBank genome assembly.
AUGAGUAUCGCUCAAGAUCCAAGUGUUUUCAGUGAGAUUGAUCUCAACGAUAACGACAAUAAUGAUACUACGAAACACAGACGCAAAAGUUUUCGCCGUCCACCACCACUUAUUUCAUCCAUAAAACAACUGACAUCACCUACUUCAUUUGGUAAUCCAUCGCCAAAUGAUGUAUUUGAAGCUUGCUUUGAUUUAAUAGACAUAAACCCUAAACGAAUGACAUUAAGCCAUAGUAGUACACAUUAUGGUGACAGUGAAUCAUCUGGUGGAGGUGGUACGGAUAGUCCACGUUUAUCAUCGAGUUCAUCGCCGUAUAUAUCUACAAAUAGCUCCAUUCAUAAUGAAACUGAUGAGUCAAGUAACGAUAAACAACAACAACAAAGUCGUCUUAGUCGAUCUUAUAAUCUUAGUAGACAAGAUUCCAUAAUUGAUAGUUUAUUAUAUGCUAUUUAUGAUAGAGAACAUCAUGAAAGUAGUUCAUUCAGUGACAUAACAUGUACGGAAAUGUCCACUGCUCCUUCAAUAACAACAAAUCGUUUGAGUGAUUCGGCUAAUGAAAACAGAACGAAUACAACAUCAUGGACAAAACCGGUUUUAAUGAAGAAAAGCGUCACAGAUCUUCGUUAUAUUGUCACACAAAUUCAACUACAUAUUAGUCAAGCUAAUUCAUUAUUAGUGAGAAAUUUACGUCAUCGAGAUAAAAAUUUGAAUAAACUCCAACGUAAUUAUGAUAUUAUUACGGCUAUUUUACAAGCAGCAUCAUUGAAAAGACGCGAAGACACACAAAUGAAAUUUUCAUUAGCUCCAUCACAAGGUGAUAAGGGAUUUCAACAAUGGAAAGAUGCAAUAUGUGUUGCAUCUCGUAUGCCUAAUGGAGUACCGCCUCCUGUUCGACAAAAACUAUGGAUAUCAUUGGCUUCGAAUUACAUUCGUGAAAUACGUCUUGAUUGGAAUAAAAUACGAAAAUUUGCGUUUAAUAAUUGUGCUAAUUCAGAUGACGAUGAACUUGGAAUUCAAAUUGUCAAAGAUCUCCAUCGUACAGGUUGCUCUUGGUCAGAUAAUGAACAUGAUCGUUCAACAUUGAAACGAGUAUUAUUAGCAUUUGCACGAUACAACAAAUCAAUUGGAUAUUGUCAAGGUUUAAAUAUCUUAACAGCUGUUAUAUUGGAAGUAGUGGAUAAAAAUGAAGAAGAUGCUCUAAUGGUUCUCAUUUAUUUGGUUGAUAAAAUACUGCCGGAUGGCUUUUUUACAAAUAAUUUACGAGCAUUAGCAAUUGAUAUGGCCGUAUUUCGAGAAUGGUUGCGUAUUUAUAAUGUAAAGUUGCAUAAUCAUCUGCAUCAACUCCAAAUUUCAUCAAAAGAUGCAUCAGGAACAAUUUAUGAACCACCUCUUCUCAAUGUUUUCACAAUACAAUGGUUUUUAACAUUGUUUGCCACAUGUUUACCACGACCAGCUACAUUACGUGUAUGGGAUGCCUUAUUACUUGAAGGAAGUGAAGUUCUAUUUCGUACGGGCCUUGUUAUUUGGUCGAAAUUAGCCAUCUCUGUUCUUAAAGUACAAUCAGCCGAUCAGUUUUAUAGUGCAAUGGGUUUAUUAUCAGUACAGCUUCUAGAUGAGAAAAUAAUCGAUGUUGAUAAUUUAAUUCGGGAUAUUUAUGCUUUUGGACCGUUUCCAACUUCUAUUCUAUCGGAAUUAAGACAAAAAUUUUCCUUCAAUAUAACACCAUUUCAACAGUUAUCAUCAUCUAAUAAUGUCGCUGAUCGUACUUCGAUGAAAUCACAACAAAAAGAUGGACAAAUUUUAAUGGAUAUCAAUGGUUUAUCUACUAGACAUGGAGAUUAUAAAUCAUCCACUGUAACAAAAAGAUCGUUGAACAAUACUCAAAAUCAUGGCACGGAUGAAGAGACAGCAGCCGAUGAAGAAAUUGUGAAUUUUAUGUCAUGUUUUUCCAUAUUAGCUUCAUCAUCACGAAAUAGACUUGAGCACAAUUCACCUGAACAAUCAUGGGCAAAUUCGGCCAAUAGCAAUAGUGUUGUUUUAUCUCGUGUAACCCCCGGAGCAUAUUCAAACGUUCCCGAAACACACAAAACAAAUUCAAUUGAAGAUUCAUUAUCUCUCGAUAUAAAUCAACUACAUAGACAAUAUAAAAAAUUACGUGAAAGACAAAAACAAGCUCAAAUUAUAAUGCAAACUGCAUCCGCCGAACAACGAAAUCGUUCUCGUGCAUCAUCUUUGCAUCCAAAUGAUUCUCGACGAGUGGGACCACCACCUACGCCUACACUAAAAUCAACACGAAAAACAGAUGAUUUAUCAUCUGGAACUAUAUCGGAUGCUACGCUGUCUUCCACCAAUGUAUCAAAUAAUAAAAAUACAUCACCGCUAACAAAACAACAUUCAACCGUCUGCUCGAUCAAAGGAGGUCCAUUGAUUAAUCAUCUUUUAUUAAAAGCAGCUGAUCCUAAACGAAAUAUGUACAAGAAGAAUGUUUCGAUUAAAGCUCCUGUCUCUACUAUUCAAAAUACACGAUCUAAUAGUAUUGUAGAUUCAACGAAAUACACAUAUCCAGAUACACCAUCAACAGAAACGUCAAAACAUGAGAAAAAACAAGUAUUAUCAGAAGAUGACACUGUUGAAGAAGAUGUCGAUAUUCAAAUUGAAAUAGAACAAUUAUUAACAAGUUUAAAUCUCGAAAGACCUGUCAUACAAAAAUCUGUACCUAAAAUUACUACAAAACAACCCAUAGACGAUGAAAAUAGUAGUACAACAGACAAUGAAACUGAGAAUCGUUUAGAAAAUAUUGCCCGUACGUUAUAUGAUUAUCAAAAGACACAAAAUUUAUCUGAAACAGAUUCGGAUAGCAAAAAUUCUAAUAUUUUCGCAUCUAAGCAACGCAAUGGAUCAAUAAUGGGUCGUUUAUUGACAACAAAUCCAAAUGGACCACGUUACAGUUCAUUUAACCCAUUUCCAUCACGAUCAUUUAAUGAAAAUGUAGCUAUGAAUGGUUAUAAAUUAGGAUUAUAUGCUCCACGUUAA